Molecule: messenger RNA, 896 nt
Organism: Vespa mandarinia (Asian giant hornet)
Lineage: Eukaryota; Metazoa; Arthropoda; Insecta; Hymenoptera; Vespidae
Gene: DENR
Product: density-regulated protein
Biological process (GO): translation reinitiation; formation of translation preinitiation complex
Molecular function (GO): mRNA binding; translation initiation factor activity
Source: RefSeq, a predicted model, not a curated record
UAUGCUUAUUGGUCGACAAAGGCGCGUGUGAAAAUUCGUAUUACAUGUCGAAGAAAAGAAUUUACGAUCAUCCGCGGAGACUAACGUUCUAACCUUACUGCGAUUUGUAAUUUUACAUCAAAUCCCGUCUUUCCCUUUAUUUCAUAAUAUUGGCGAAGGUUUUUCAAGCCUCAAAAAUUUAUCGAUUUUUGUCGUUAAAUUACGUAUAUUAUUUAAUCGUGACAUUACAAUUAAAAUCUAUUGGAAUAUGUCGGCUAGUGAACAACCAGAUUUACGAUUAGGACCUGAUCCUAAUGUUAAUUAUCCUAUUCAAGUACAAUAUUGUGGGAAUUGUUCUCUUCCUAUCGAGUAUUGCGAAUAUUACCCGGAAUAUGAAAAAUGUAAACAAUGGUUAGAAAGAAAUUUACCAACCGAAUUCGAAAAAGUUAAACUAGUAGAGGAUGGUACUACGGAGUCUGGUGGAGGAGAAGAUGAGAAGAAGAGACAGAAACGUGGUGGUAAGGGUAUGCUUAAAACAAAGAAAAAGGAGGAUGUACCUAAGUUAGUUACUGUAUCAAGAGCUCCACGGGGAAAGAAAAAAUCGGUAACUGUCGUAACUGGCCUUAGUACAUUCGACAUAGAUUUGAAGGUUGCAGCAAAAUUUUUUGGUAGUAAAUUUGCUUGUGGAUCAAGCGUAACGGGGGAUGAUGAGAUUGUUAUACAAGGUGAUGUCAAAGAUGAUCUAUUUGAAGUGAUUCCAGAAAAAUGGCCUCAGAUCGAUGAAGAUUCUAUAGAUGACCUAGGAGAUCAAAAGAGAUAAUGGACUAAAUGAAUUUGCAUUCGCACAAAUAUAUUUAAUAUGCUAUUUCCAUUGAUGUUUAUUAUAAAUAAAGUGUAUAUAAAUAACAACAAGAAAA